Exophiala mesophila is the source of this 701-nucleotide messenger RNA. RefSeq lists its product as uncharacterized. Gene Ontology annotation, biological process: telomere capping. The transcript is spliced from 2 exons. Gene Ontology annotation, cellular component: CST complex. Lineage: Eukaryota; Fungi; Ascomycota; Eurotiomycetes; Chaetothyriales; Herpotrichiellaceae. The record is from RefSeq and is a predicted model, not a curated record. Bases 85 to 540 code for a protein of 151 amino acids. Gene Ontology annotation, molecular function: single-stranded telomeric DNA binding.
CACCGCCAGGAACAUGUAAUUCCAUUCGACAGCCAGGAAUAUAAGCCCUCAAUACUAGCUCGUCCUCGCUCCAACAAUGUGAUCAUGAGUGGAGGCAACACCAGCGCUCCUGUUGCCAGUACCUUUGCCUGGUUGGCUGACCUGCCUUCCUUACCAUCACGCUCCAAGGUAAGGUGUCUUGGACACAUCGUCGAAUAUGAUCUGAAAGGCAGCUGCGCCCUAUUAGAACAUACCUAUCCGACAUCUGCAGACAUCACACGCAUCUGGCUCGACGUCAACCUAGUGCUCGAAAGUACUGAUCGAUUAGUAUUGCAGCCAGGCAACUGGAUCAAUGUGAUCGGUUACGUUCAAAACCCUGCUCCUGCCCACUUGCAAAAGUCGAGCCUCGCUGUAAAAUCUACUGUCUCCACCACCUCUUUGCAAGCUAUCCUCGUCUGGGACGCUGGCUCUAUCCAUUUAGAGGAAUAUGAGAGGACCAUGGAAGAGCACAAACGUGUGCAGAGAGAGGUGAAGACUGUUCGUCGAGCACAGUGUUCCUGAUCGUCUUUCGCUUCGUGGCUGGGAAUGGUGCACUGGGUUACUCUGGCGGUUUGAGGGGAGGCCUAGUUUGUUGAUUCCAGUUCAUACUCCAGACUACCUUUUAUAUUAUCCCUCAUCGCAUUGUUGGACAGUGAUACAUUGCAAUAAUUUUGCACUAUGGC